This is a messenger RNA of Poeciliopsis prolifica (blackstripe livebearer), 1662 nucleotides long. RefSeq names its product growth differentiation factor 6a (gene gdf6a). Gene Ontology annotation, biological process: BMP signaling pathway; SMAD protein signal transduction. The record is from RefSeq and is a predicted model, not a curated record. Gene Ontology annotation, cellular component: extracellular region. NCBI's taxonomy places the organism in Eukaryota, Metazoa, Chordata, Actinopteri, Cyprinodontiformes, Poeciliidae. The coding region runs from base 265 to 1521 and encodes 418 amino acids. The transcript is spliced from 2 exons. Gene Ontology annotation, molecular function: cytokine activity; growth factor activity.
GAUUGUUUAGGAAGCCCUGCAUUUGAGCCACCAUGUGGGCGUGUUUCUCUCAGGCCCAGCAGUCUCUCCGCUCUUGUGGGGAGUUCAGAGCGAGGAAAACGCAUUUCUUCUGCUGCGACCGCAGAGCGCAAAAGGUGGGCGCUCUCCGACUCUGACGCGCACGACAUCUUCUCCCAACCCCGGGGCUCCAGGCGCUUCACCAACAAGAGGGAGGUUUACAAAGAGAGAGAGAAAAAAAGAGGAACUCAUCAUCAUCAUCUAGCCAUGGACGCAUCUCGGUUCGCUGCGGUACAUCUGGGCCUGCUCCUCGUUCUGUUUGGGAAUGUACCGUGUUUCCAGUCUGCUGCUAUCAUCUCUCCCUCUGCGCCGAGGAGGAACCGGGAAGCCAGGACCUCUCAUCCGCACGGACAAAGGUCGUCCAGGCUCUUCAGAGACAUCAUCGCCUCCUCGCAUCCCGUGGCGGGACACCGCAGAGACGGAGAGGUCCCGAGGGACACCGUGGUCCCGCACGAGUACAUGCUCUCCAUAUACAGGACGUAUUCGGCGGCGGAGAAGCUCGGACUGAACGCGAGCUUCUUCCGCUCCUCAAAGUCUGCCAACACCAUAACGAGUUUUGUGGACAAAGGAACAGACAAUCUUUUGCACUCUCCUCUGAGAAGACAGAAGUAUCUGUUUGAUGUCUCGACCCUGUCCGAGAAAGAGGAGCUGGUCGGAGCCGAAUUAAGGAUAUUUAGGAAAGCUUUGGGGGUCCCUCAGGCGGCGGGGCCCUUCCACCUCCAGCUCUACCCGUGCCGCUCCGACACGCCGCUGGACUCCAGGUCUCUGGACGCCGCGGACUCCGCCGAGGCCGGCGGCUGGGAGGUCCUGGACGUGUGGGACGCGUUUCAGACGCAGCGCCAGCACCGGGGCCAGCUCUGCUUCCAGCUCCGGGCCGCGCACGGCAAGUCCGGCGACGAGGUGGACCUGAGGCGGCUGGGCCUGGACAGGAGCGGCCGCGGGCAGCAGGAGAAGGCCAUCCUGGUGGCCUACACCCGCUCCAGGAAGAGGGAGAACCUGUUCAGCGAGAUGAAGGAGAAGAUCAAGUCGCGGCGGUCGGCCGAGGAGAAGCCGGCGAGGGCCGAGGGGCCGGGCGAGGGGCCCCCGCGGCGGCGCCGGCGGACGGCGCCGAACAACCGGCACGGGAAGCGGCACGGGAAGAAGUCCAAGUACAGGUGCAGCAAAAAGGCUCUGCACGUGAACUUCAAGGAGCUGGGCUGGGACGACUGGAUCAUCGCCCCGCUGGGCUACGAGGCAUACCACUGCGAGGGCGUGUGCGACUUCCCGCUGCGCUCGCACCUGGAGCCCACCAACCACGCCAUCAUCCAGACCCUCAUGAACUCCAUGGACCCCAACAGCACCCCGCCCAGCUGCUGCGUGCCCACCAAGCUCAGCCCCAUCAGCAUCCUGUUCACGGACUCGGGCAACAACGUGGUGUACAAGCAGUACGAGGAGAUGGUGGUGGAGCAGUGCGGCUGCAGGUAGCGGCGUGUCGGAGGAGAAAACGAAAAGACCGAUUUAUGGUCGAACGGAAGUGCUGACGGCUCCGUGGACGUGGACAGAUCAGCUCCUCACAGGGUCUGGAGCGUUUUAGUCCAAAUGACUGGAUGCCCCCCCUCCGCCCCC